AUGGCGGCGCGAGCUAUCGUCGACCCAUCGUCAUCCUGGGCGAGUCUCUUACCUCCAUCGCGGUCAAGGUCAAGGUCAAGGUCAAGCUCACGGGCGUGGAAGCCAAAACCGACCGGUGUACACCCCAACCACGAAUCUCGACUCCAAAUCCAGACGGGUUCGCGAGCAGGCCCACGAAGCACCACCUCCCUCGUAUCCAGCGGAUCCAGGAACACCACCACGACAACCCACUACAGCGGCGGCACCGUUCUCCGCCGUUAUAACAUCACCGCCAGCACCACGACAACAACCAACGGCGGUGACGCCAUUCUCCCGGACUACACCGCAUCACUAUCACAGCAACUUGCCUCCUCCCCUCCCCUUCUAUCCCUCUCCAUCCCAUCUUCCACACCCCCUCCAGUCCCGAUAGACUGGUGUACCCACCCCUCAGCUCCUUCCGACCAUCAUCAUCAUCCCUGUCCACAUGGCUGUGACCGCCCAGAGACACCCAUAACGAGCGUCUCCUUUCCUAUUUCCAACCCCGUCUCCCACCCUCUUACCGACCCGGUUACGGAACCAAUCUUUCCCUCUGAUCCUCUCGACAUAUUCCCGACCAACUCCACCUUUUCAGAAUCAGGGUUGAGAGCGAAGAGGUUAGCAUUAUUAAGGAGAAGCAGCAACUUUAGUAGGGAGUGGAGACAUGAUCCCAAGCGGAAUAAGAAGGCCCAGGAGGCGGCGAGGAGAAUCAUUGAGGGGUGUCAUCCACGGGAGAAGAAAGGGGGGAUGAGGGAUAGGGUUAAGAGGUGGGGGAGGGAGUUGGGGACUUUGAAAGGGUUGAGAGGUUCGAAGGAUGGGGGUGCUGCUGCUGCUGCUGCUGCAGGACGGAGAGGGGAAGAAGGGGAAAGGAAGAAGGAAGCGAGGUGGAGUUGGAAGCGCGGAUGGAAGGGAGAUAACGGACUGGGGGAAUCCGGAGGGCAUAAGUCAAAGGAGAAACCGGCGGCGGCAGCGGCUGCAGCAGCGGAGCAGACUCGGUGGCAGCUUGCACUUGGCCCUGGGGAUGAGACCACAAGUAUACCAGCACCUUCACCGGUACCAAAGCCGCCGCGAAACUCGGUGGUCAUGGAGCAGUUGUACAUGGCUGAGGGGAUUGGUGUUGGCUCGACCAAAACAAGUUCCGGCUCUAGGAGAAACCGCCUGGGGCAGGCUGAGGAGAAGGAUACGGCCAACCGGAAAUAUGCAAAUAAUGCAGGCCAAGGCAGGGAAGUGCAUGAGCAUGAGAAGAUGCAAAGCAAGCAGAAGAACCGGACCUCCGGACUUUGGAAGCGGGGCAUGGAAAAGGUUAAAAAGCUGCUGGUUUUGUCGACGGACAAAAGCAAGGCACGUUCAGCAAGUCGGACUGCAACAUCAACAAGGCCGUACAAUGCAGCAAAAGCAAAAAUUGUUGAUACGAGUCUCCUGCAUCCACACUGGAAGGGGAGGCACCUGGGCGAGGUGAAAGGUAUAAACGACCAACAUCCUUCUUCCGAGUCUCCAGCGGGAGCAUUUCUUCUUCCUUCAUUACUCCCACGUCCAAAACAUUCUUUUUCAAAAUCAGCAACUAUGGAAGUGCCAGAAACGACAACAACAAUGGCCCGGGACAACAAGACAGAUAAGUCCGACAAUGAAUCCAUGGUGGCGCCCCCGACGACUUGGUACAUCGACGAUGACGAAGUGAGUCAUUUCGAGGAAGGGAAACGACCCAGGUCAGCCGAGGAAAAAGGCAAAGGAAUCGAUUACAGUCUGUACCACGAGGAUUCCGUCUUCAAGAUUCAAACACGUGGUUUCCCGCCUCCUCGUCCAUAUCCGGGCCCAAAGGAACGGUGCAAAUGUUACAACUGUACCAAGACACUUCUUUUGCGAGAAACGGCGCCAGCUGCGAACCAAGAAAACGGUUCAUUAAUGCAGACAUAUCAAGGACGGGUUCCAUCUUACCAAACGACCACCUCCACGCGCUCUUCGUGGUCCAUUUCCAGCAACCAAACGCCACCCGAAGACCAAUUCCCACCUCGACCCGCACUUCGACCCUCGCCAACGUACCUAGGCUCAUUACUCCCACCAUAUCAGGACACAUGGGCGCUCCCACCGCUGCAGAUUUCAGGGGACUUUAGCAAGGCGCCAGAGUUCACUGCUUUUACUCACACACCCACAGGCCGUCUUUCAGGGACCUUUCAGAAGUCUGUGGCUCCUAGGAAUGUGACUCCUUCCCGUUAUGGCAGUCACGGUGAAGAGGAAGACGAAAAUUUUUGGUCGGGAACUCGCAGCAAAAACAGGCAUGGUGACUCUGUGAAACCAGGUUUUCAUGGUUUUAUGAAGGGAGGAGAAACUUAUUAUCCAGCAGUGAAAGAACUUACGAAGAACUUGAAGACGAAGAGCUCGAAGACUACGACGAGCGAACAGAUACCGACGAAGGCAUGGACGGAGACAUGGACGAAGACACCGACAAAGACACCCCAGAAACUGGCUGGACCACAGAGAACAAAUCAGUCGCAGAGGUUACUGAAACACCAGAAUCACCCAUACAGCCACCGGCAAAUCCUAAAAAGCGAAGAAGAUCGUCCGAUAUCGAGCUCAUCCAGACACGUUUCCGCCGAGGUCACUUCCAACACAACUUUCGAUGCGAAUCAAGGAUACUACCAGGGGAUUAACACACAGGAACAUGAAUACGAACAUGAACGGUACGACGAAGUAAACAAUUACCUCUACGGCCGAGCCCCCUCAUAUGUCGGUCCUGGCCAGCGAACGCCCGACAUGUUCUUUGCCCGUACUCCUCCACUUGCUUUAACUUCUUCUUCUUCUUCUUCUUCUUUGUUCUCUUCUGCUUCCGCCCCUGUUUCCCCUGCUCUGCUGUCCCAUGUUUCCGAAGAAGGUGACAGCAACACUGAGGAAGAGGAUCCCGAGAUACACGACAACCUGGGGCACCAAAGCAACGACAAACAUGGACGCAGUCAUCGAAACUAUUACAGGCAAAGUAGUAGAAACAACAAGAGCAACAGUAAUGGCAAUCACCGCUCAUAUAAAACCUCUUGGUCUCUAAGUAUCUCUAUCGUUUCUACCAGGGCUAGAAGUCCCCGCGGCUUUAGGAACAGCAAGAGAGAGAACAAGAAAAACAGCAACGGAAGCAACGCCCACGCCGGUCCGAGCUCUUGGCACCACGAAACCAAAAUCUCAAGCACAAACAGAAAACGAUCCCUAACCACUUCCACAACCACCACAACCGGCUCUUCUCGCGUCUCGUCCCUCGAUGAAAUCACUACCAACGACAAUUCUUCCUCAGCUCCCAGAACGUAUUCCCAUUCUCAAACGCGCAGUGAUCAGACCACCACUGGCACUACUGGCACUACUGGCACCAUGGACAGUGGAAACGACAGUAGAGGUACACUAGAGGAAGAAGAAACAGGAGACAGCGAGAAUGGACUGUUAAGACAUGCGAGGACGGCGUCGUUUCAGGUGGAAACGGAUUUGUUAAUUAUCCCGUUGGAAGGAGUGGAGGAGUAUGUUGUUCCACCACCAUCAUCAUCAUCAUCAUCACAUUCGUCCUCUGACAGUAGAGGUAGAGGUAUUGAUGGCGAGUUCGAGAGUACCUCUAAGCAUGGUAUUGAUGGUUGUCUAGAGGUACCAUCUGAUGAUGCACCCGAAACCAACAUGAAUGGAGAUGGGGAAAGACGAGGGUGUGCAGAGGGAAAUAGAAAGAGAGACGAAGGAGGAGGAGAUAAUGUGGAAGGUUCAUGGGAAUGGGAAAGGGGAAGGAAGAGAGAAAGAGAAAGAGGAAGAGAAGGGACGGGAUAUAAUGACGUAAGAGGUGAAUAUGAAUAUGGGAGGGGAGGAUGGCGGAUCGUGGAUGGUGGGAAUGGAAGGGUGAAUGAAAGAGGAGGAGGAGGAGGAGGAGGAGGCAUAAGCAUCGAGGUUAGGGAGCUGAAAGACGAGGAAACGGAGACGGAGACGGACACGGAGAAGGGUGGGUCCGUUACUCCUAGUACUGGACAGUGA
Molecule: messenger RNA, 4005 nt
Organism: Neurospora hispaniola
Lineage: Eukaryota; Fungi; Ascomycota; Sordariomycetes; Sordariales; Sordariaceae
Exons: 1
Coding region: 1-4005 (1334 amino acids)
Source: RefSeq, a predicted model, not a curated record